Molecule: messenger RNA, 1348 nt
Organism: Stegastes partitus (bicolor damselfish)
Lineage: Eukaryota; Metazoa; Chordata; Actinopteri; Pomacentridae
Product: low affinity immunoglobulin gamma Fc region receptor II-like
Exons: 10
Coding region: 31-1044 (337 amino acids)
Biological process (GO): cell surface receptor signaling pathway; immune response
Cellular component (GO): external side of plasma membrane
Molecular function (GO): transmembrane signaling receptor activity
Source: RefSeq, a predicted model, not a curated record
UCACCCUCCUGCAGUCAGCAGCAAGUCGCUAUGGAGGCUACAGCUCUCUGCUUCAGGCUCUUGAUGCUUGAAUUCCUGCUGGAGAUGCACAUUCAGUCAGGUUAUACUCGCAGAACUGGUGCAGCUCUGCUUCGAGUCGAUCCAAACAGGCUUCAGCACUUUGAAUACAAGUCUUUGUCUUUUCACUGCGAUGGAUUCGAUGGUUCCAUUAAACUGAGAGGAACCAGGAACACUGAGGAGUUUCCUCCAGUAUGUGAAGUCAUAAAGACGUCUUGCACAAUUUCUAAAACUUAUCCAACAGACAUGGGAGAGUACUGGUGUGAGUCUGAAGCUGGAAAGAGAAGCAACAGCGUCAACAUCACCAUCACUGCUGGUCCUGUGAUCCUGGACAGUCCUGCGCUUCCUUUGUUGGAGGGAGACGUGACUCUGAGCUGCAUGAGCAGAAAGACUUCCACCAAGCAAGCGGCAGAUUUCUACAAAGACGGCGUCCUCGUCAGAGGGAGUCCUUCAGAGCAGGUGACGGUUCACAACGUCUCCAAGUCUGACGAAGGACUUUACAAGUGCAGCAUCACCGGCGUUGGAACGUCACCAGAAAGCUUCCUGGCUGUCGGAGCGAAUACCGUUUCUACAACCUCUCCACCAGCGUAUGAUGAACCUGAAUAUCCUCGUGACCUCGUCGUGAUGUUGGUUCCUCUGAUGGUUCUGCUGCUGCUGCUGCUGGUCGCAUUAAUUUACAUCAGGAGACGCAUAGCUUCCUCAAAGACGCCAACAGCAGCAUCAAACUCGGGCGAAGCAGCUUCAGCAGCCUCUGGAGGUGAAGCUGAAGACGAUGUGAACAGUUUGACUUACGCUGUGGUCACAAAGAAGAGACCAGACAAAGGUGCAGACGAGUCCUCGGUUCAGCCCCUUUACUCCACUGUGAUGGAGACACGAUGUCCUGCAGAAUCUGGAUCAUCAGGCUCCACGUUGGCCUUAAAUCCCAGGGCAGCCAAAGAGUCAAGUUUACCAGAGCCGGAAAUCGUCUAUUCUGUCAUCCAGAUGUAAAUGAAGAGCAGAGAAACCUGACUGAAGGACGGAGGCGAGACUGAUUAAAGCCGAGCUGGAUGAGAGAAGAAACAAAUGAGCUUUGAGCUGAAAUAUUGUUUAUUUUUGACAGUUUGUUUUCAACCAUCAUAGCGCUGUAUAGAUAAUUAAUGGAUGGAUGGAUCCUCCCAACAUGUUUAACAUACAGGAACUAACAACCUGCUGAAAGAAACAACCAUCACCACAAAAUGUCAACUCAUUUCUUUUCAAAGCAUUUUUUAGUUUUGUAAAGAAAAACAAUGAUAGAAUGAAAACACCUACUUUU